GGGGGGACGAUGAUACUUAAUGCAUAAUUAAUCACCCUUUCUGACAUAGAGAGAGUGAGUGAACUGGGAGGUGGGUGGAUUGGACCGGGCAGGUGAUUGGAGUAGAGUGAGUGGACAGGUUAGAGGAAAAAGAAAAGAAAAACUAGAGAAGAGGGAGAGAGGAGAGAAGUGAUGGAAAAUUAAGAGGAGAAAGAAAAUGAGAAGGAAGAAGGAAAGUGGCAAUGCAUCGUAGUUUCAAUCUGCGACCACAUUAGUGGUGUGUCAUCCUAAUAAACACACCACUGGUACAUGGGCUCCAUAGGUGCAUCCAUAUGCGGACCCAUCGAUUCUAUUGGUGGCGUUAAUCAUUUGGAAGGCACACCGGUUAACUCACUACCUGCGGCGUGUAGAAAUGUGUCACGCCACCAGUGGGGCCUGGAGGGGGUCCACGGGUGGCCCCACUGACAGAUUAGUGGUAUUACUUGUUCAGCAGAAACGUCAGUAGUAAAACAACUAUUGGUGGCAUGUAGAAGUGUGACACGCCACUAGUAUGUGGAGCCCAUAGGUGGGACUGACUUUUAAAUAGUGGUGGCACAUAUCUUACCUAGUGCUCGCCACCAGUAUAACCAAUAUUGGUGGCAUUGAUCAUCCCACACCAGUGAUGCAAGAAUAUUGGUGGCGUGGCCAUAUAUAGCUGGUCCGCUAAUAUUUUCCGCCGGGGUGUGCAUCUGGGUCCUACAUACUAUUGGCACUGCACUUUUGAAUACACUCCACCGGUAUGUGUUGAGUGAAAUUGAACGCUACAACUUAUACCAGUGGUGCGGUGAUAUUUAGAAACGACAUCAACUUAAUGCCACAUGUACCUCAUUGUGAUUGAUGAUAUAUGGGAUAAAGAAUUGUGGGACAUUAUCAACUUGGCAUUCUCUAGCAGUAACAAUUUUGGCAGUCGGCUAAUCACAACAACUCGUAUAGUGAGUGUAGCUAAAUUAUGCAGCUCAUCUACUCAUGACUCAAUUUAUCAAAUGACACCUCUUAGUGAUGAUGAUUCCAAAAGGCUCUUCUACAAAAGGAUAUUUUCCCACGAGAGUGAAUGUCCCCAUGAAUUUAAAAAUGUUUCCAUAGAUAUAUUGAAGAAAUGUGGAGGAGUGCCAUUAGCAAUCAUUAAUAUAGCAAGUCUUUUGGCUAGUGAUGGGCUGGUAAAACGAGAGGAUGAAUGGCAUGUUUUGCUUGAGUCCAUCGGUCGUGGACUUAAAGAAGACCCCAAUGUAGAGCAAAUGUUGAAGAUACUAUCCUUUAGCUAUUAUGAUCUGCCUUCUCAUCUGAAAACAUGUUUAUUAUAUCUAAGCAUGUUCCCAGAGGACUGCGAAAUCAGAAAAGAUCAGUUGAUAUGGAUGUGGAUAGCCGAAAGUUUUGUCCAACCUGGAAAAGAAAAAAUUAGUCUCUUUGAGAUGGGAGAAACUUAUUUCAAUGAGCUUGUGAACAGAAAUAUGAUCCAGCCGGUAUAUUCUAAUUUCCCAGUGGGCCAGGUAUAUGCUUGUCGUGUGCAUGAUAUGGUUCUCGAUUUAAUUUCUUCCUUGUCAAGGGAGGAAAACUUUGUUACUAUAUUGAAUGGUACUGCUGAGUCUGACAGCAUGUCUUCUGAGCGGAAAUAUCGCAGAAUGUCCCUCCAAUAUGCUAGAAAAGAAGAGCUUGAAACCACACCUCCCAAAUCUGUGAGUGUAUUACAAGUGAGGUCCAUUGCUGCAUUUAAACCUGGUAUUGAUCUAAUGCCACCAUUCUCGAGCUUUAGUGUUUUACGUGUCUUGGACUUGACUGGAUGUAAUCUUGGAGGUCACGGUAAUCUUCACCUUCAGGAGCUGGGAAGUUUACUUCACCUGAGGUACCUAGGUCUAGCUGAAACAGGAAUUUCUGAACUCACGGAAGAAAUUGGAAAGUUGCAGUUUUUGCAGGUGCUAGAUCUGAGAGAAAAUGAGAUAGAAGGGCUUCCAUACAGUCUUAUUAAGCUUGGAAAAUUGAUGUGCCUACUUUUUUUCCGUAGUUGCAAGAGGCUUCCAGAUGGGUUGGGAAACCUGUCAUCGCUGGAAGUGCUGAGUAAGAUCCAUGUUGACUCUGUAAGCACCGUGAAUGAGCUCGGACGCAUGGUAAAUUUGAGGAACCUUGAUAUUGAGUUUGAUAAUGUGACACCUGAGUUGGAGGAAGCUUUUGUGGAGUCACUAGGUAAACUGUCCAACAUCCAGAGUAUACAAAUUCGCACCUAUAAUGCUAUAUCAAUGCAUACGUUGGGGGAACGUUGGGUGCCCCCUCGAAGUCUCCGUGAAUUUUCCCCAGGAAGAGGCAUCAAAUUCUGCACACUGCCAGCAUGGAUAAAAAAUAAUCCCUCACGUAUGUCGCACCUUUCCAGGAUAGACAUCCGUGUCGGGGAUUUGAAGCAGGAGGAGCUGGAAUCGCUUGGAAGUUUACCGUCUCUUGAUGAGCUCACCUUAUUUACCCACCGCUCAGGGCUGCUAGUCAUCCGUGCUAAUGGGUUCCGCCAGCUAUUAUCCUUCGUAGUUCUUUCCGGGACGCCCGGCCACAUUGUGUUCCAACCAGAAGCUAUGCCUAAGGUUCAGAUGGUUUAUAUCUCUAUCAGUUUGCGGGUCGCCAAAGAGGAAGCAGCUGCCAACGCUGGUGAUUGGUUUGAUCUGCGCAUGGGGAAUCUGUCAUCCCUCCGGGAUGUCGCAGUCAGUGUCAAAAGUUCUGGAGUGACGGUCGGGGAGGCCAAGCAAGCGAAGGCUGCGCUGGAGAACUCACUCCGUGCGCAUCCUAAUCGGCCCACCAUUUCUGUCCACAUGUAUCCGCCCAUACCACAAGGUACGUUUCUAAAAAGGAAAAUACUCCUUUCCCCCGAUCACGCGUUCGCUUCCUCCGCCUCCUACACGCGACGCGUGUCCGCGCAGUUAUAGCCAUGGGCCCACCUUAUCUUUCUAGCUGCAUCUUCAUCAAUCUCCAAUUUUCCUCGUCUGGUUCGGUGCUUCUCGCACCACCAUGGCCACACGCUGCCGCUGUCCGUCCUCCCGCCUCCUCCUCCGCCUCUUCAGUGUGUUGCUGCGAGGGGCGCCGGCCGUAGCUGCGAUACGCGCCGCCGGCCGCUGCUGCGAAUCCCGCUGCCUCGCCAUGGACAUGCUGCAGACGUGGGUGGUCGGAAGAGGUGGUUGCUGCCAUCGGGCAUCGGCGGCUUGCCUUGCUGCUUGGCGGCUGUGCUGCCAGCGGCGGCCUGCAUUGCUACAAUGGGAGGCCGGACUUGCUACAAGGAGUUGGCAGCGUUGCUACCAACGGCGGAGGCACUUGCUGCUUCCGGCGAGCGGAGGCGGUUGCUGCCAGCGGCGGCCGGCAUUGCUACAAAGGAAGGCCGGACUUGCUACAAGGAGUUGGCAGCGUUGCUACCAACGGCGGAGGCACUUGCUGCUGCCGGCGAGCUGAGGCGGUUGCUGCCAGCGGUGGCAGACAUUGCUACAAAGGGAGGCUGGACUUGCUACAAGGAGUUGGCAGCAUUCCUACCACCGGCGGAGGCAGUUGCUGCUUCCAGCGAGCGGAGGCGGCAGUCUCGUCGGACUUCAUCCAUUUUUACUACUCUAGUUGCAUCAUCGGGGCUCCAUGCGUUCGCAGAGACGACGAUGGAUUUUUUCCUUCUUUUCCCUGCUGGGUAUGUAGAUGGGGUCCACCCACGUGGUGGCGGUGGACAAAAUAUCUUCCCCUGCAUGUCGUUGUUGAUCGGACGGAUGCGCACGUUAAGUUGACUCGAUCGGUGGGCGUGCGAGGCGGGGGACGCUCAGUACUACCCUUUCCAAAAAUCUUUGAUGCUAAUUUCCUUGCUUUAACGAUUUUAUGCAUGCAUAU
Lolium perenne is the source of this 3855-nucleotide messenger RNA. RefSeq names its product disease resistance protein RGA5. Lineage: Eukaryota; Viridiplantae; Streptophyta; Magnoliopsida; Poales; Poaceae. The record is from RefSeq and is a predicted model, not a curated record. Gene Ontology annotation, molecular function: ADP binding. Gene Ontology annotation, biological process: defense response to other organism.